UAUUCGACUAUAAGUUGUGGCUGCAAAAUUAUCUAUUAUGCUGCCGCAGUUCUUGUUCAAGUAGAAUUUCCCUUUACUGAUAAAAUGCUGUAUCGUAGUAUCGUAGUGCUACUACAAUGCAUGAUUGCAAGGUGUCAGGAGUGGAGUGUUAUAAACGGUUCCGUUUUUAGCUUGAUCUUAGUUUGGAUCUUAUUUUCUCAUAGCUGCUGCUAUUACUAAAGUUAACUACAGGCUACUAAGUGCAAAAUGUUAUACGUUUCCUGUAACUCAAAGAUGCGUGUUGUCACUAUGCCACACCUACCCCAUGUUCUGUUUAAUACCGAUACUAGGAACAAUGCAAACAAUUUAAGCAAAGGAGUCGAAAUCAGAAAGUGGCAACUGUUGUAUGAAUUAUGAAUAGGCUAGUCAAAACACUCCGUGACAAGCAAAACAUCAGUGCUGUUCUGUGGCAAGGAUGAAAGACGAAUUCAGGUCACGUCAUAAAACAGAGUUGACUGUAUUUCGUAAGAAAUAUUUAGCCUACUUAUUUCAUGGUUGUCUUUCACAGCCAGGAUUCGUACAUCUGUUUUUCUCCCUCGUAUUAAGAAACGUCCUACUACAUUAGUCUGCUGGAACCAUAGGCUAUUCAUGUGCUUGGCUGUCAGUGUUACCGCAGCAUCCUGAAUGCUCAUAUCCACGCCCCGAAGGUUCACAUCCAAUACUAUCGCUCUUUGGUGCGCUUUGGACGAAAAUGUGGACGAAACUGGCAAAAGCAGUGUUAUUAGCACUUUUCCGGUUGCGCUGACAUCAGAUUGCUAGAACAAUGUAAUUGUGCAGUCAUCAUCUACCCAUGCCGGAUCAGGAAGUCAUGUCAAAACACGAUUUUAAAUGCGAGUUAACAUACUCGAACUCUUAGAUAGGGGCUCAAAACUUCCAAACAUACGCCAUCUGGCGGAGACAAUAAUGGCUGGGUCCCAAACUCUCAUGCAAAAUCGUCCAGAACGUCCAGUUUUCCAGUCGUUCACAUGAGGCUCUUAUUUUGAAACGCAGUCAGGAAACGCUACAGGAAGUAUGUCGCCUGCCUGACGUUAACGUUACAUACUGUUAUCCGAGCGCGCUAUCAGGUACCAGUAAAACACGAAAGAUGGCAUCGUCAUUUGUGACUGGGUGUAAGUUUCGAGAAAGGACAAAGAAGUUGAUGGAAGAUGAUACUUCAUUUCCGCAAAAUUUACGGGAGGAACUGGAAACGAUUCUGGCAAAGGAGCAACCACCUACCCUGUCUUUCAGGACCGCAAGGAAGUUACAAAAAUAUCUGCAGGACAGCGGAUACCCAGUCUACCUUCAUGAGUUGCUGGAAGACAGCUCUAUAUACCUGCCUCAUGUUGAACAGCCCCCAAGAAACCCCCAGCUGGUGGCUCGUCUGGAGCGGAUUAAGGCAAAACUGGCUAAUGAAGAAUAUAUGAGGAUAACCAGAAAUGUAAACUCUCAGGAAAUGAGCCGUCAUGGGACGCUAGCUGACUUGGGAAGACAAGUGCGCUCAGUCAAAGCUGCCGUUGUCACGGUCUUCAACUUCUUGGUGACGGUGGUGGCAGCUUUUGCUUGUGCCUACCUGGGCAGUCAGUACCUCUUCACAGACGUAGCUGCGAGGGUGAUUUCUGCCGUGAUUGCAGCGUCUGUGGUGGGUCUCGCAGAGCUGUAUGUUCUGGUUCGGACCAUGGAAGGAGAGCUAGGGGAGCCAUAACAUCCGUAGCCUGCACAGUCACCUGCUAAAUGGAACUCCACCCUCAUUCAACUAGCGAUUAAACACUGAGGUCUUAGUUCAGCUAUGUCUGUGCUGGACCAUGAAAGCCUGGACAUGUAAAAUGUUAUGUGCUCUAUAUGAGUAUACACAUGAUUAUUUCAUAUAUACAAAUGAUUAAUGACAGCAGGAAAGCUGUGUUGGAAUAAAUCAUGAUAAUGAAGUGGAUCAUAAUAGGGAUAUCUUUACACGCUGUCAAAAUGAACUUACUAUAGUAAUUUAUUUUGUGUAAGACUAUGUAAAAUAAUGUUCUGUCUGUUUCUUUCCCAUUGUCAGUUUCAUUAAGUUUUGUAGCAUCUGAGAUGGACUUGAAACCUCCUCAGGUACAUAUGAUCCACUUUCAUUAUUAUUACAUUUAUGGGGAUUGUAUAAUAGAUUUAGUGAAUGGAUGUAAAGAUUUUUUAAUAUUUGACAUUCCUGUUUUUCAUCUGUUGUUUCUUGUGGCCGUAUGUUCCCAAGCGUUGUGAUGCACUGUGUGUUGUGCAGUGUGGUGUAAUGGUUAAGGAGAUGGGGUUUUAACCCAAAGGUGGUGGACUUGGUGUCCUGUUGAGGGCUUGCCUUUGGUAUACUUUGAGCAAUAUGUUUA
This is a messenger RNA of Megalops cyprinoides (Indo-Pacific tarpon), 2363 nucleotides long. It is a transcript of the gene vma12, whose product is annotated as transmembrane protein 199. Bases 1124 to 1720 code for a protein of 198 amino acids. Gene Ontology annotation, cellular component: endomembrane system. Gene Ontology annotation, biological process: vacuolar proton-transporting V-type ATPase complex assembly. The transcript has 7 exons. NCBI's taxonomy places the organism in Eukaryota, Metazoa, Chordata, Actinopteri, Elopiformes, Megalopidae. The record is from RefSeq and is a predicted model, not a curated record.